GCUAGCUCAACUCAAGUGAGCUGAGCGAUCAAGAUAUACAGAGGAGAGAUCGAGAGCUAGGCAAUUCAGCAAUGGCGGAGAGGGUGACCGCGAUGGCGUCGCAGGGCAUCGUGGUGAUCUUUGGGGCGAGCUACUGCUGCAUGUCCCACACCAUGACGGGGCUCUUUGCGCAACUGGGCGUGAGCUCUACGGUGCACGAGGUGGACAAGGACCCCCAGAGAAAGGAUCUGGAGAGGGCGCUCGCUGGCAUGGUGGGCCAGAGCCCGGCGGUGCCUGCGGUAUUCAUCCGUGGCGCACUCGUCGGCGGUACCAGGCAGGUCAUGGAGCUGCACCUCGGCGGCCAUCUCGUGCCGCUCCUCCGCCAAGCGGGGGCCCUGUAGUCCUGAUAUGUACUUACAUACUUGUUUAUCAGAUGUACCUCUUGUUAAGAGAAGGGAACAAUUCUUUGUGAGAGAGUGUUCAUUCUGAUGCUGAUUAAAGAUAUGCUUAAUUUAGACACAAUACAUCACGCAUAGCUCCCAUGGAGAGUUUCUGAGAGAGAGUGUUCAUUCUGAUAGAUGCCAUGAAGAGUUUGUGUGAGACAGUGUUCAUUCUGAUGUGUACUGGUUACCAAAUUGAGCAAAUACUAAGCUUAAUUA
This is a messenger RNA of Triticum aestivum (bread wheat), 638 nucleotides long. Its product is annotated as putative glutaredoxin-C2. NCBI's taxonomy places the organism in Eukaryota, Viridiplantae, Streptophyta, Magnoliopsida, Poales, Poaceae. The transcript has a single exon. The record is from RefSeq and is a predicted model, not a curated record. Bases 72 to 380 code for a protein of 102 amino acids.